This is a messenger RNA of Zea mays, 894 nucleotides long. Its product is annotated as protein VAC14 homolog. Gene Ontology annotation, biological process: phosphatidylinositol biosynthetic process. Bases 65 to 496 code for a protein of 143 amino acids. The record is from RefSeq and is a predicted model, not a curated record. The transcript is spliced from 5 exons. Gene Ontology annotation, cellular component: endosome membrane; PAS complex. Lineage: Eukaryota; Viridiplantae; Streptophyta; Magnoliopsida; Poales; Poaceae.
UUCAUUUUUUGUUUUCAAUGCUGAUUAUCAUACCUAAAAUGAAAAGAAUGUAGAUUAUGGUCGUAUGGCUGAAAUACUCGUUCGGAGGGCAGGCUCUACUGAUGAAUUCACUCGGUUGACAUCUAUCACAUGGAUCAACGAGUUUGUGAAGCUUGGUGGGGAACAACUUGUUCCCUACUAUGCAGAUAUAUUGGGCGCUGUCUUACCAUGCAUAUCUGACGAGGAGGAGAAAAUCCGAGUGGUUGCACGCGAAACAAAUGAGGAACUCCGUGCUAUAAAAGCUGAUCCAGCUGAGGGAUUUGAUAUCGGAGCAAUUCUUUCAAUCGCAAAAAGAGAAUUGAACAGUGAACAUGAGGCCACUCGAAUCGAAGCAUUGCAUUGGUUCUUCACUUUGCUGGAUCGAUAUUGUGCUGAGUUCUUGGCUUACCUGAACGAUAUUUUUGAUCCACUCCUAAAUGCACUUUCUGAUCCUUCGGACGCGGUGAGUUUUCUUUGAAAAGCCUUCCAAACUGCUCUGCUUGUUUCUAGAAUUUGAAACUACAUCCUGUUGUGGGCUGUGAUUAGCUGAUAUUAUAUUGUGUUAUUUGUAUGCGAUGACUUAUAAAGUUAUAGUUUAGUACCAUUUCACAACUCAAUCAAGGUUUGGAUCUAUUUGGAGGGCACAAGCUGCAACUGUUGGGCCUGGUACUGUAGAACCACACCCCAGCACCAUUGGAGUAAUAAUCUUAGAUGAUAAGUUAGAUUCACAUAAUCUCUACUAUAUUUAAAUGGGAAUAAUCUCUCUUCGUGCGUCGCCACGCGUCUCCGCUCCUCCCGCCUGCCUAGCUGAAUUAAUCAAAAAAGGAGAAAAGGAAGAUGGCUCCAGGAUUCAAACCUGGACUGCAAGGACCAAAG